Molecule: messenger RNA, 2371 nt
Organism: Telopea speciosissima
Lineage: Eukaryota; Viridiplantae; Streptophyta; Magnoliopsida; Proteales; Proteaceae
Product: subtilisin-like protease SBT3.9
Exons: 9
Coding region: 26-2344 (772 amino acids)
Biological process (GO): proteolysis
Molecular function (GO): serine-type endopeptidase activity
Source: RefSeq, a predicted model, not a curated record
UCACACGUACAUUCAACAACAUCUAAUGGCUGCUACCUCUUCACGACACUAUCACUUUCAAGUGAUCAUUGCUCUCUUCUUCUUCUUGCUCAAUACUCUUCAUUGCGUCUGGAACUGUGUCACAGUUGCUGCUGCUGAUACUACAACAACCAAUGUGUACAUUGUGUAUAUGGGUGAGAAGCAGCAAGAGAACCCAGCAGCCAUAGUGACGUCUCACCAUAAUAUGCUAGCAACGUUGCUCGGAAGCAAAGAAGCUGCCAAGAAUUCGAUUCUCUACAGCUAUAAGCAUGGCUUCUCUGGGUUUGCAGCUUCUCUAAGUGAUUCCCAGGCAAAAGCAAUUGCAGACUUGCCGGGUGUUGUCCUUGUGUUCCCUAAUCGCAUUCAUAAAGUCCACACUACCCGAAGCUGGGAUUUUCUAAGGCUCAGUCCACUGCCAAACUCAAAAAGUAACCUUUUGACUAAGGCUCAUAUGGGUGACGGGACUAUUAUUGGUGUUAUAGACUCAGGAAUCUGGCCAGAGUCAGAAAGCUUCAAGGAUGAUGGCAUGGAUCCGAUUCCAUUGCGUUGGAAAGGAACUUGCCAAACUGGGCAGAAUUUCACUUCCACCAACUGCAAUAAGAAAGUCAUUGGUGCUCGCUGGUUCAGUAGCGGCUAUGAGAAGAUGUUCGGGCCCAUCAAUACUACUGAAGAGUAUUUGUCCCCAAGGGAUAAAAUAGGGCAUGGCACUCACACUGCUUCCAUAGCUGCGGGUCGUUUUGUACCAAAUGCAAGCUAUAAAGGGCUAGGUAGAGGUUUAGCUAGAGGGGGUGCCCCUCUUGCUCGCCUAGCAAUCUACAAGGUUGCUUGGUAUGGAGAAUCAACAGAUGCAGAUGAACUAAUGGCAUUUGACACGGCCAUACAUGAUGGAGUAGACAUUUUAUCUGUGUCUUUAGGGCGUAAAGGAGGACUGCCUCUGCAGGCGUUUUUGGAGGAUGGAAUUGCAAUUGGUUCAUUUCAUGCAGUAGAAAAGGGGAUUCCUGUGGUUUGUUCAGCAGGAAACGAUGGCCCUUCCUCUGAUACGGUUGGGAACACGGCUCCAUGGAUCAUCACUGUUGCUGCCACCACUAUUGACAGGGAUUUCCUAUCAAAUAUUACACUUGCAAAUGUAACAAACCUAAUAAUACGCCAUUUAUAUAUAAUUAAUGUCAUCAAAGCAGCAAGGCUAUACAUAGAAUCUAUCUAUAAUGAUGCUUGCACGGAAGGAAGUCUGAAUGCGACAUUAGUGAAAGGGAAGGUUGUCCAUUGUUUUGCGCAACCAUAUUCACGACGAUCCGCAAUCGAGAUUGCUGAAGUUGUUGAGAGAGCAGGAGGAGUCGGCGUUAUAUACACCCAAGCUCACAAUGACAUCCUCACUCCUUGCCCCAUUCCUUGUUUGAAAGUAGAUUUUGAAAUGGGGACAAACAUACAUUCCUACAUCAGAAAUGCAAGCUCACCACUUGUGAGGAGCAGUCAGCCACAGACUGUAGUUGGGAAAAAGAUAUCUCCGUUAGUGGCCUCAUCCUCAUCCAGAGGACCAAAUACUUUGUUACCUGACGUGUUGAAGCCUGAUAUAGCCGCACCAGGAGUGAACAUCUUAGCUGCAUUUCCUCCAAUUGACGGUUACCCUUAUGAAUUCCAAUCUGGAACUUCAAUGGCUUGCCCUCAUGUGGCUGGAGUGGUUGCCCUCAUCAAAAAAUUGCACAGAAAUUGGUCGCCUGCAGCCAUAAAAUCAGCAAUUAUGACCACUGCCUCACGAACUGGAACAGAUGGACUGGUAAUAUUGGCACAGGGAGGCAAUCUCAAGCCUGCGACCCCUUUCGACUUGGGUGGAGGGAAUAUCAAUCCCAUGAAAGUAGCAUAUCCAGGGCUCAUUUAUGAUAUUAGCACCCAGAACUAUAUUCAGUUCCUCUGUUCCAAACGCUACAGUGAGAAACAGAUGGCAACCUUUACUAACAGAAAUGACUCAUGUUCAAGGAAUAAGAGGCUAAUGUCUAGCUUGGACCUCAAUCUCCCCUCCAUCUCAAUCCCAUACCUUGAAAAUACUGUAACAGUCACCAGGACUGUGACAAAUGUGGGGCCCGUUAAUUCAGUCUACAGAGCUUAUGUGAUAUCUCCACCUGGUAUUGGAGUUAAAGUUGAACCACACACACUAUCCUUCACUGCAUCCACCAAAGCGCUUUCCUUCAAAGUCACAUUUAAUUCUACUCAAAAGCUGCAGCUUAUGGAUUACGUAUUUGGAUUCCUGACUUGGACUGAUAAAAAGCAUGUGGUCAGGAUUCCGCUGGCGGUUCGUGUUGCUCAUCAGUAUUCUAGUUCUCAGAGAUAAUAGCCUCGAGUUCUUUUUUUAAUUUUU